Molecule: messenger RNA, 2192 nt
Organism: Zonotrichia leucophrys gambelii
Lineage: Eukaryota; Metazoa; Chordata; Aves; Passeriformes; Passerellidae
Gene: NIF3L1
Product: NGG1 interacting factor 3 like 1
Exons: 7
Coding region: 136-1302 (388 amino acids)
Cellular component (GO): cytoplasm; mitochondrion
Source: RefSeq, a predicted model, not a curated record
CCCGCCGGGGAGAGGCGGCCGCUCUCCCGCGGGCCUCAGUUCACACCCGGCGGAACGUGAGCGCGGCGGAAGCGGCGGGGCCGAGCGCAGGUCCCGCCCCGCAGCGCCGGCCCUGCUCUGGCGGGAGGUCCCCGCAUGCCGCUGCUCCGCCCGCCUCUCCACCACGUCUGUGCCUUGGGCCGCCCGCCCGUCCGCGCCCUCAUGAACCUCCGGGAGCUCGUUUCUGCCCUGAAUGACUUCGCAUCUCCCGCCCUGGCUGAAAGCUGGGACAAUGUGGGGUUGCUGGUGGAACCAAGCCCUCCCCACACUGUGAACACCCUUUUCCUCACUAACGACCUCACUGAGGAGGUGAUGGAAGAGGCAGUGCAGAAGAAAGCGGAUCUCGUUCUUUCUUACCACCCUCCUAUAUUCGCACCACUCAAGCGAGUAACGUGGAAAACCUGGAAGGAACGGCUGGUGGUCCGAGCCUUGGAGAACAGAAUCGGGAUUUAUUCUCCACAUACGGCGUACGAUGCCAUACCUCAUGGAGUUAAUAACUGGCUAACAAAGGGACUGGGCACCUGUACUUCUGUCCCACUGCAUCCAUCAACUGCGCCAAGCUCUCCAGCUGAGGGCACUCACCGGGUAGAAUUCUGUGCAGAUGCUGAGCAUCUGGAUGCAGUCCUGUCCAAAAUCAAAGACAUCCCAGAGAUCUCUUGUCUCACUACUCUCCCAGUCAGGGUUGAAGGUGAGGAACAAACACGAGUCAGUCUGAACUGCUCUCAGAAAGCACUACUGGAGGUGGUAGCAUUAUUGUCCCAGAACAGCCUUCUUUAUCACAAGACCGAGAUUCUUUUACUACAGAAGCCUCUUCUUCCCCAUACUGGAAUGGGACGCCUGUGCACCCUGAGCGAGCCGCUCUCCCUGUCAGACACAGUGGAGCGCAUCAAAGGGCACCUGGGGCUCCCCCACGUCCGCCUGGCCCUGGGGGCGGGCAGGACACUCGGUAAAUGGGCUGUGAUCCUCCUGGCCCUGGGGGCGGGCAGGACACUCGAAUCACCAGUGAAGAAGGUUGCUCUAUGUGCUGGUUCUGGGAGCAGUGUCCUGAAGGGAACAGAAGCUGACCUCUAUCUCACAGGAGAGAUGUCCCACCAUGAUGUGCUGGAUGCAGUUGCCAAUGGGAUAAGUGUUAUUCUGUGUGAGCACAGUAACACUGAGCGAGGCUUCCUGUCAGAGCUGCGUGAGGCACUCACCAUCCACCUACAGAACAAAAUCAACAUCAUUGUGUCUGAGAAAGACAGAGAUCCCCUCCAGGUGGCAUAGGAGGAAAAAAUUGGAGAGAGAAAAUUCAGUCAAUAGUGUUAUCCUGCACAGACCUAUCCAACUGCAGAGCUUAAUGAAGGUGCUUUUAAUUGGUCCAGUACAGAAUGAUUGUACUAUAGGGUACCUCAAAGUCUGGGGUAUAUUUUGUCAUGUCAGAAAAAUAAAUGUUUGUUUUGGAAUACCAAACGUUCAUUUACUUGAUUACUGGACUGUAUUGAAUAAAUUUACUGUUACUGCUUCAUGUUAUUAGAUACAGUUGAUAACCAUGAUACUCAAGGAAAAAAUAAAUAAAACCUGACUUACCUCCAGAUUUAAGCUUACACAACAGUUCUACCCUACUACAGCUAUGUCAAAUCAUGUCAGUGCAAGCCACUGAUAUUUUAUCUAAUAAAUUCCAGAAAUAAUAGUUAAUGAAAGCAUGGACAUCAACUGUUUGCAUUAGCAGUUGUACUAAGGCACCACUCAGACGCAAAUAAAUACAGAACACAAAGCAAGUUGUUGGUACUAGUAUUCAGUUGCACAGUCUACCACUAAUGCAGCUUUAAGGCUUUUCAAAAGAGAGAUUCUCAAUUCAAAAAAGCUUUGUAAAGUUGAAACUCAAUUCCUUAACAAAGCUGUAAAUUCACGUGCCUUUGUCAUUUUCUUUUUAAAACAGUUUCUGUCAACUGUGGCUUUUAAUUACAGGAUUGCUAAAACUGAACAAGUAGUAUUUUCACCACUGAUAAUGAGUUUAAUUUUCCAAGUUAUUUUUCUGUUGAGAAUUUUUUUUAAGAAAAAAUCUCACUGUUGUAUACCCUACCAUCUCUGGAUGGUAAAUAUAUUUCAUUAGAAAUUUGUAAAGAUGUUAGCUCUAUCCUUUUAAGUUAAUAAAAGCAGUUCAUCAAGCAAUG